This is a messenger RNA of Oncorhynchus gorbuscha (pink salmon), 4582 nucleotides long. RefSeq names its product TAO kinase 2b (gene taok2b). The record is from RefSeq and is a predicted model, not a curated record. Gene Ontology annotation, molecular function: protein kinase activity; ATP binding. Lineage: Eukaryota; Metazoa; Chordata; Actinopteri; Salmoniformes; Salmonidae. Gene Ontology annotation, biological process: protein phosphorylation.
GUAGAAGAAGUCCUUUAAUAAAUUAUUAUCUUUCUUUUCCGGUUUCCGGUCGGCUCCCGCCCCACUCCGCCAUCAUGAAGUUGUGAACCAAAAAACGAAUGAGACAGAAAGGAUUUGUCUUUGGUGGGGUGCAGGCAUGCACCCAAAUUAGCAACUGGGAUGCCAUUGCCAACACCAACAUGAACAUAUUCGAUUGAAAACAAUUGAAGGAUUUUGGCGUUGGGCAACAGAGCUAGGAAGGGGCAACCCCAUCCUUCAUAAUGGCGCUGGCCAUGCCGUCCAGUGUGCGGGCCGGGAGCCUGAAGGACCCAGAGGUAGCUGAGCUCUUCUACAGAGAUGACCCUGAGAAGCUGUUCACCGACUUGCGGGAGAUCGGCCACGGCAGCUUCGGAGCGGUCUACUUUGCACAUGACAUUCGCACCAAUGAAGUGGUGGCCAUUAAGAAAAUGUCCUACGGUGGCAAGCAGUCCAAUGAGAAAUGGCAGGAUAUCAUCAAAGAAGUGAAGUUUCUCCAGAAACUGCACCACCCCAACACUGUGGAGUACAGAGGUUGCUACCUGAGAGAGCACACAGCAUGGCUGGUAAUGGAGUAUUGUUUGGGUUCAGCCUCUGACCUACUGGAAGUCCACAAGAAGCCCCUCCAGGAACAGGAGAUCGCAGCCAUCACCCACGGUGCAUUGCAGGGCCUGGUGUAUCUUCAUUCUCACAACAUGAUUCACAGGGAUGUGAAGGCUGGUAACAUCUUGCUGACCGAGCCUGGCCAGGUGAAACUGGGUGAUUUUGGCUCAGCCUCCAUCAUUGCCCCGGCCAACUCGUUCGUGGGCACACCCUACUGGAUGGCUCCUGAGGUGAUCCUGGCCAUGGACGAGGGCCAGUACGACGGCAAAGUGGAUGUGUGGUCACUGGGCAUUACCGCCAUAGAGCUGGCGGAGAGGAAGCCGCCUCUGUUCAAUAUGAAUGCUAUGAGUGCCUUAUACCACAUUGCCCAGAACGAGAGUCCCGUUCUGCAGUCCAAUCACUGGUCUGAUUAUUUCCAUAACUUUGUGGACUCGUGUCUGCAGAAGAUCCACCAGGACAGGCCUACCUCGGACGUGCUGCUGAAGCACCAUUUCCUAUGCAGAGAGCGUCCUCACACAGCGGUGAUGGACCUGAUAGCUCGCACCAAAGACGCGGUGCGGGAGCUGGACAACCUGCAGUACCGCAAAAUGAAGAAGAUCCUUUUCCACGAGGCCCUCAACGGGCCCCAGCCCGAGGGAGGAGAGGAGGAGGAGGACGUGGAGCAGUACAUGCUGCGGACAGGUACGGUCAACAGCAUGGAGAGCUCCCAUUCGCUGCCUUCCAUGUCCAUCAGCGCAAGCUCCCAGAGCAGCUCGGUCAACAGCCUGGCGGACGGUUCGGACGACAGCGGCGAGAUGGCCAUGAUGCAGGAGGGCGAGCAAACAGUCACCUCCAACAGCUCAGUCCUGCACAAGCCCCUGAGCCAUGACAACAUCUACGACGACCCCUACCAGCCCGAACUGGACGCACAGCAGCAGCCCCCGUCACGGGGUGAGGGACGAGAAGGUGGCAGGCGGAAGGGACACCGCAGCCGAGAUCACUUUGCCACGAUCCGGACAGCAUCGCUGGUGACCCGGCAGAUCCAGGAGCAUGAGCAGGGGUCGGCGCUGAGGGAGCAGAUGUCUGGGUACAAGCGCAUGCGGCGGCAGCACCAGAAACAGCUGAUGGGCCUCGAAAACAAGCUGAAGGCGGAGAUGGAUGAGCAUCAGCUGAGGCUGGACAAGGAGUUGGAGAACCAGAGAAACAGCUUUGGAGGGGAGGGGGACAAGCUGAGCAAGAAGCACCAGGCUAUCCUGGAGAAGGAGACCAAGGCAGCCCUGGCUGAGGAGAAGAAGUUCCAGCAGCACAUCCUGGCCCAGCAGAAGAAGGAACUGACCAGCCUGCUGGAAUCCCAGAAACGGCAGUACCGCGCACGCAAGGAGCAGCUCAAAGAGGAACUGAACGAGAACCAGUUGACCCCCAAGCGUGAGAAGCAGGAGUGGCUGGUGCAUCAGAAGGAGUGUCUCCAGCAGCUGCAGGCGGAAGAUGAGGCGGGGCUCCUGCGCCGCCAGAGGCAGUACUACGAGCUGCAGUGUCGCCAGUACAAGAGGAAGAUGCUGCUGGCACGCCACAAUCUGGAGCAGGACCUACUCCGAGAGGACCUGAACAAGAAGCAGACGCUGAAGGACCUGGAGUGCGCAAUGCUUCUGCGCCACCACGAGUCCACCCAGGAGAUGGAGUUCCGGCAGCUGGGCUCGGUGCAGCGCACGCGGGCUGACCUGAUCCGCACACAGCACCAGACGGAGCUCACCAAUCAGAUGGAGUACAACAAGCGACGCGAGCAGGAGCUGAGGCAGAAGCACGCCGUGGAGGUCCGCCAGCAGCCCAAGAGCCUCAAAUCCAAAGAACUCCAGAUCAAGCGUCAGUUCCAGGACACGUGCAAGAUCCAGACGCGCCAGUACAAGGCCCUGCGCAACCACUUGCUGGAGAACACGCCCAAGUCGGACCACAAGGCGGUCCUCAAGCGCCUGAAGGAUGAGCAGACGCGUAAGCUGGCCAUCCUGGCUGAGCAGUACGACCACUCCAUCAAUGACAUGCUGUCCACACAGGCUCUCCGAUUGGAUGAAACGCAGGAGGCGGAGUAUCAGGUGCUGCGGAUCCAGCUGCAGCAAGAGUUGGAGCUGCUCAACGCCUACCAGAGCAAGAUCAAGAUCCACACCGACUCGCAGCAUGAGCGUGAGGCCAAGGACCUGGAGCAGAGGGUGUCCAUCCGCCGGGCACUGCUGGAGCAGAGGAUUGAGGAGGAGAUGCUUUCUCUUCAGAAUGAGCGCUCUGAGCGCAUCCGCACCCUCCUGGAGCGGCAGGCCUGUGAGAUCGAGUCCUUUGACUCAGAGAGCCUCCGUCUGGGUUUCAGCAACAUGGCCCUCACGGGCAUCCCCAGCGAGGCCUACCCCAAGCAGGGCUACACCAACGCCCCACCAGUGUUCCGCUCUGGUGGGGGCCACUGGAGCCAUGGCAUGCACCCCCAGCCCCAGCCGCACUCGCGCCGCAGCCACAACAGUAGUAGCAGUGGAGGGGGUGGGGGUGUUGGAGGGGGGAGCAAAGGGGAGUCUUCUUCUUCUCACGGCAUGGCUCUGGGGUUGGGUCUGGGGAGGGACGGGAGGGAGGUGCAUCCUUCAUCUCGUUCAUCAGCCUCUUCUUCUUCCUCCUCCUCCCAACAACACCACCACCGCCAUCACCUGCCACAGCACUACCACCACCAAAGCACACCCCAGCUCUACCGGGAGCGGGAGAGGGAUAGAGAGAGGGAGCGGGAGAAGGAGAGGGACAGGGAGUGGGCCGGUGUCCGAGGCAGCGGCGACCUGGCCCACCCGCAGCACCCCCAUCACUUCUCCCACAACCUGCCCUCUCGCUCCUCCUCUCAGUCCCUGGCCCUGCUGCCGCCGCCGCCCCCCGCGCCCCCCUCCAUCUCGGGGCCCUCCUCGUCCUCCUUGCAGGGAGGGGUGUAUGGCGGGGGGCUGGCCGUCAGGGGCGGUCCCAGCCUCAUGGCCCUGAGGAACAGCCCCCAGCCACUGAGGAGGACGGCAUCCGGAGGGGGACCUGGCGGGGCGGGUGGAGGCGACGGGGUGCUGAGCCGCAGCACCUCGGUCACCUCGCACAUCUCCAACGGCUCCCACCUCUCCUACUCCUAAAGAGGAGGGAGGCGGUGGAGGGUGUUCACCCGAGAGAGAGCAGGAGGUAGGGAGUAGACUGGGAUGGGGGAAUGUAGCUACCUGUCUUACCAUUGAAGUGGGUGAGGGAAAAGGAUGCGGAGAUGAUGGUGUCUGACUUUUUCUGAGGUGAGGCAGGGGAAGGGAGGAGGGUAGGUAUCAGUUUGAGGGUUGCUCUUCAAGGUAGCCAUGUCUUCUUCUAUGAUGUUCUAUAAUGGAAUGGAGGAAGCGAGAGAAUAGGUGGGAAAGUGCAUGGAAAGGGAAGAGAUAAAGACAACAGACCUAAAAGUGAAUGUAUGUAUGUCGUGUGUGGUGUCCUGAUAAUCUAGCAAACACUUGUGUUGUAUGGCUUCAGAAAGGGAAGACAUGGGGAACAAUAAAAAAAUGCUGGUUUUAGUCUGCAUUCAGAAAGGUAGCUAUUGUUUGAAACACAUUUUAUUGGUUUAUAACUUAUUUGUUGACAGUGUUUUGGUUUAUUUUGUAGAUGUGUUAAAAACAAGUGGCUCGGGACGUCCCCAAGGCCUUUAAGAAGUCUUAAAGGGAUGGUGUGAUGACCACGCAAGAAUUACGGCUGAUGUAAAUGAAUAUGAAUACACAGAAUGUUUAUUAAGGCAACAAACAGACCCGGUUUCAUUAAAAAUAAUGAAAGCACCUGAAAUGGAGAGAGACAUUUGUAUGGACAACAAAAUGACCUCAAAAACUUUUCCGUCAUCCAUGACAUACACUAUAUAUACAAAAGUAUGUGGACAACCCUUCAAAUUAGUGGAUUCGGCUACUUCCAACAAGUCAGUUUGUCAAAUUUCUGUCCUGCUAGAGCUCCCCCGGUUAACUGUAAG